AAUCAUGAGUGUGUUGUAUCAGAAAGAGGCGUGUACAGGCUGUAUGAAGGCAUCAGAUUUCUCUAUUGAUAAAAAAGGAAUCAAGAAGAGAAACUGGAGGACAAGGAUACGCUAUCUCUUGAAGUUCACCUCUUCUUCAAAAUCCAUGGCAAGAAGAAGAUCUUACAGGCCAACAGUGGAUGAAGUCAACCAAUGGGCACAGUCACUUGACGAACUCCUGAGUCACAAAUAUGGAAAGGCAGCAUUUAGGAUCUUCCUGAAGUCAGAGUUCUGUGAGGAGAAUAUAGAGUUUUGGACAGCCUGUGAGGAGUUCAGGACCAUCUUAUCUCAAGGGAAACUGUCGUCGAGGGCCAGAAGCAUCUAUGAAGAGUUCAUCCAGUGUGAUGCUCCUAAAGAGAUCAACCUGGACUACCAAACGAAAGAUGCUAUCGUCCAGAGCCUGCGUCUGCCUAGCCUGACAUGUUUCCUGUCGGCCCAGAAGAAGAUAUUCAGCCUGAUGGAGAACAACUCGUACCCUCGCUUCAUCCACUCGGAGCUCUACAAGGAACUUUGUGCCAUCGCCAGGGGAGGGGGAAAUAUCUCAAGUAUUAUGAUUAACCACUCUGAAAAAUUGUCUAUGAAGUCACGCAUUACAUGUUGCACUGACACCAUGUAGUAACAUGGAAUGUAAAACCAUUUCACAUUUGAGCCAUGCGGUCAAUGGCAAUGCUGUAGCACACUAUUUAUAAACGGUACUUUAGUGUAGGAAGUACAGUGAAUAACUGUAAAUAGCUUUUCAUUUACAUUUGAAAAAUUUAAAUUCAACUUUGUACAUCCUGCUUUUGCAGAUUGAGACAAAAUAAUGCAGAUCAGAUGUAAAGUCAUUUUAAUAUCCGCUUAAAAUGGAACUGCUUAUCCUGUUGUGUUUGAAUAUGCAGUUGAGUUAGUUUCAAUUGAUAACUGUUUUGCUGGAGAGUUGAAUGGAGGUGAAUGUUUUGCCCACAUCGGGAUUUCGAAAUUCAACGGAGGGCCGCACAGAUACAUUUUAUUACAGAAAAAGGGCAGUUAUUUGAAAAUAUAUAGGUCCAUUAUAAUUUCGACAUACUUUCUAUGUAGUUUUAGAUGUUCAAGAAUGGCCUGGAGUGUUUUUCUAACCCUCCUAAACCCCCACCCCAGUUCAUUGUGGGUGAACUUACUGUAAAUAAAACAAUAGACGUAGAGGCAAACGUACGGUGGCAGCUGGACUGCAACACUGUUGUUCUUUUUUUGUUUUGUUAAAUACA
Molecule: messenger RNA, 1262 nt
Organism: Coregonus clupeaformis (lake whitefish)
Lineage: Eukaryota; Metazoa; Chordata; Actinopteri; Salmoniformes; Salmonidae
Product: regulator of G-protein signaling 21-like
Exons: 5
Coding region: 5-655 (216 amino acids)
Source: RefSeq, a predicted model, not a curated record